Messenger RNA from Procambarus clarkii (red swamp crayfish), 4060 nucleotides. The record is from RefSeq and is a predicted model, not a curated record. NCBI's taxonomy places the organism in Eukaryota, Metazoa, Arthropoda, Malacostraca, Decapoda, Cambaridae.
AGGGAAGGAGCAGCCAGUGUCUCUGUGACGGUCGUCGGAGGUGGAGGUCUACCGCUCGCUCUCCUGGAUUAAUAACUGAAAACCUUCCCUGUCUACCACCAGUGUAUUGGCUCCAUAGUAUUAGUGGUGCAUUAGGUGAAGAUGGGUAUGGUGCGUGUGUAUCGAGGGCCAGGCACCUGGGAAGCCCGCAGAGCAGCCCAGGCGGUGCUCCUACAGCGUCUCCGUCACUCCUGCUACAUGGUGGAAGCCCUCCAGCAUGAGAUCUGCUAUUACAUCCUCGCUGAACCCAGUUGUGAGGAAGAUUGUAAGGGAGAUAUAAGGAAGCUACUCGGUGAUGAAGGGGCAUGUCAACUUAAGGAACUGCUGGGUAACCCCUGGAUGAGUGAGCAUGACUUGCACUCCCACACGCAGUUGGAGAUAAAAAGUGGCUCUACGCAGACCAUUAUUGAGAUUGGCCCAAGAUUGAAUUUCACAACUGCCUGGAGCACCAACGCAGUCAGCAUAUGCCAGGCAAUGGGGUUGACAUCUGUGAAAAGGGUAGAACGAGCCCACCGUUAUUUGGUUACUGUUAAGGGAAAGUUUGACCCUGAGAAAAGGAAAAAGUUAGUGGCAGCCCUGCAUGACCCAAUGACACAGCAAGAGUACGAGACGCCCCUAGAGAGCCUCACGCAGGAGGCUGCCACCCAGACGUGGUGGGAGGUUGAUGUCCUGACAAAGGGCAAGGAAGCACUACAGGAGGCAAACAAUUUGAUGGGUCUGGCUUUUGAUAAAUGGGAUAUAGAUUACUACACAGAACUGUUCAAGACGAGAGUACAGCGAAACCCAACCACUGUGGAGCUUUUUGAUCUGGCACAAUCAAACUCUGAGCAUUCAAGACAUUGGUUUUUUAAGGGAGAGUACACUCUGGAGGGAAAGAAGCUACCGCAGUCUCUCUUCGAGAUGGUCAUGGCCACCAACACUCCCCAUACCACUAAUGCAAACAAUGUUAUAGCCUUCUCUGACAAUUCAAGUGGUAUCAAAGGAUGGGAGAUACCAGUUCUGGUCCCAUCUGACCCCUGCAAAACUUCAGAAAUUAAAGUUCAGCACAAACUUCGUCACCUGAUUCUCACGGCAGAGACUCACAACUUUCCUACUGGUGUAGCACCUUUCAGUGGAGCCACAACAGGCACUGGAGGUCGCAUUCGUGACAUCCAGGCAGCGGGUCGGGGAGGGCACGUGGUGGCUGGUACAGCUGGCUACUGUUUCGGCAAUCUUCACAUUCCUGGUUACAGUUUACCAUGGGAGACUCAAGGGACACAUUAUCCGAGCAACUUUGCCUCGCCACUGGAGAUUGCCAUAGAGGCCUCGAAUGGUGCCUCGGACUAUGGAAACAAGUUUGGAGAACCAGUUAUUGCUGGCUUUGCUCGAUCCUUUGGAAUGGUAAUUGGUAAGGACUCGGAGGCAGAGAGACGGGAGUGGAUUAAGCCCAUAAUGUUCAGCGGUGGACUGGGUACUCUGGAUGCUGACAUGGUUGCUAAACUGCCUCCCAAGAAAGGUCAACGCGUGGUGAAGGUCGGAGGACCAGUGUACAGGAUCGGUGUGGGCGGUGGAGCUGCAUCUUCAGUUCAGGUACAAGGUGACAACGAAGCUGCACGGGACCUGGGUGCAGUGCAACGUGGUGAUGCAGAGAUGGAACAGAAGAUGAACAGGUUAAUUCGUGGCUGCUUGGAGAUGGAGUGUAACCCCAUCUUGGCUAUACAUGAUCAGGGUGCUGGUGGUAAUGCUAAUGUGCUGAAGGAGUUGAUGGAAGGUGCUGGUGGUGUAAUAUUUACAAAGUCGUUCAGCCUUGGAGACCCUACACUGUCUACACUGGAGAUCUGGGGCGCUGAGUACCAGGAGUCAAAUGCCAUGUUGGUUGAUGAGCAGCAGAUUCCAACCCUGCUGCAGCUUGCUCAACGGGAGAAGUGUCCUCUGGAUGUUGUGGGCCUCAUUACUGAUGAUGACAAGGAGGGCACAGCAACGAGUAUUGGUGAGCAGCCCAUUAAGAUGCUAGUGAACUCUGCGGCUGGUGCGAGAAUGACGUUUCUGGAGGCCUUGACCAACCUGGUGGCUGCUCCCAUCUCUAGCCUUAAGGAUGUGAAGUGCUCUGCCAACUGGAUGUGGGCGGCCAAACUUCCAGGAGAGGGUCAUGAACUAUAUCAAGCAUGCGAGGCCAUGUGUGAAAUAAUGAAAACUGUUGGUGUGGGUGUGGAUGGUGGCAAGGACUCGUUGAGCAUGGCAGCACGAGUGCCAGGAGUGGCAGGCACCAGCAGUGUGGUGAAGGCUCCUGGGUCUCUGGUUGUCUCAGCUUAUGCUCCGUGUCCUGAUGUGACCAAGGCAAAACUACACAUGGGUAAUUACUACUGCGACUGUCCUGAUGUAGGUGUCCCAGAAGUUGCAGUGUUUGUGGCUGCAUUUGGUGUCAUUCAACAGCUAAUAAAUGAGAGUGUAGUGUUGGCCCUGCAUGAUGUGAGCGACGGAGGGCUAGUGACAUGCCUGCUGGAGAUGGCCAUAGCAGGUUGGGGUGGCAUGGAGGUGGACAUCCCUCCCGCACCUGCACCCUCGGGUGUAGACCAUGCCCCGCUUCCACUUUCUGCUCUGUUCAGCGAGGAAGUUGGGUGGGUGCUGGAGGUGGCAGGUGAGCAGAGCAAGUGUGUCUUGGAGAGGUUUGUGAGUGCCGGAGUUCGUGGCACCUGUUGUCUGGGCACCACCGUAGGAACUGGUCCUCGUGCUCAGGUGAGUAUCAGUGUAGGAGGUGAAGAGACCAUUUGCUUGACGGUGCUGGAAGCUGCCAGACUGUGGGAGGAGACUAGUUAUCAGUUGGAGAACCGGCAAACCAACCCAGAAUGUGCCGAGGACGAGUACCGCAGCCUUGCCGACCGUGCGCACACCACCUACGAUGUCCCCUUCUCUUACAGAGACUUUGUCUUGGGUCCAGAUUAUGCGGCUGUGAAUGUACCACGUGUGGCAAUCAUACGUGAGGAAGGCACUAAUGGUGACAGGGAAAUGGCAGCGGCACUCCUUCAAGCUGGUUUUUGUGUGCAUGACAUAACUAUGACUGAUCUCUUGGGUGGAAACAUAAAGCUGGAGGGGUUCCGGGGUUUGGUUUUCCCUGGAGGAUUCAGCUAUGCUGAUGUUCUGGGGUCAGCAGUAGGCUGGGCUAAAGUGAUCAGCGGUUCUCCACGACUGCUGGAUGCAUUAGAAACGUGGAAGAGCAGCUCUAAUAACUUCUCACUUGGUGUUUGCAAUGGGUGUCAGCUGAUUGCUCUGCUUGGCUGGCUGGAUCCUGAUGGCCACCAAGGUGAAUCUUCAGCAGUUUGUCUAACCCAGAACACUUCAGGACGAUUUGAGUCUCGUUGGUCUAGAGUUCUAAUAGAACCUUCAAACUCGGUGUUGCUGAGAGGCAUGGAAGGAGCGAAGCUUGGGGUGUGGGUGGCACAUGGGGAAGGUCGGUUCAUCUAUCGCACCCAGGAGGUUCUGCCAGCAUUGGAGUCUGAUGGAUGUAUUGCUCUUCGCUACUUGGAUGACCAGGACCAGCCCACAGAGCAAUACCCUUUCAAUCCAAAUGGCUCACAAGGUGGUGUGGCUGGCGUUACGUCGCCCUGUGGAAGGCACCUGGCUCUCAUGCCACAUCCAGAGAGGUGCACCCUGACUUGGCAGUGGCCACACCUUGCUCCACCCCUCAUUGCUCCUACCGCAGACUGUAGGCUCAUUGCCCCAUGGAGUAGGCUCUUCCAGAAUGCCUUUGACUGGUGCUUUGAUGAGUCAUAAUAGUAGCAGUCUUCACUAAAUCCUGGAGCCAUACUAGUUUCUUAAAUUUGAGUUCUCCAAUAUUCUUGGAGGCAAUAGCAGUAACUACAUUUUAGUUGAUUUGCAGUCAUUUUUCUUCAAAAAAGGUUAUAAUGCCUUCAAUUUCUUUCAAGCUGAUGGAGGGUUAAAGCUCCAUAGUGUAUAUAUAAAAGUGCUCUCUGCCAAUUGUGCCAUUUUAAUAUAUAUACAGUAACUUAAAAUGAAAAUGGUAUAAUAAAAAUAAAUUAGUUUG